AUGACGUACAAGCAAAGGGACAGCAAGACUACUGAACACAGCUCCACUUUAGCGGCGGUGAGGACGCAGUUCCUGCAGCAUCCAUGUGACACGGAGGCAGUUGAAGGAUCUAAUAUUACCAUGUUCUGUGAGCUUAAUCUGACGCUUGAUAGUAGCGAUGAAGGUCAACCAUGGGUGGACUGGUAUCGUGACGGUUACCAGAUUUCAAUCGAGAAUGAAGACAGAUACAACUACAUCGAUGAGGGAAUAACCAAGACCCUGUACCUGAGAGACACUGUGACCAUCAGCAGCAGCAGCAACCCUACUGGCAAUGACGUGUCUAUCUCGCAAAACACGAACCUGACGUUACACUGCAAUGCAGAUGGCUAUCCAGAACCAACAUACGCAUGGUUCCACAACCUCAAUCGGAUUCGCGUCUUGGGAAACACGUUGGUCAUCGAGCAAGUUGCGCUUGACGACAGAGGAUUCUACUCAUGUCAGGCGAAUAGUGCAGUUGGGAAAUACAUGUCGAGCAACAUGAUGAAUGUGAGCGUCGCAGUUCCAGCUGCAUACGCCUCGAUGACGGUAGACCAUUUCGUUGCUCAUGGCGCGGUGACGAUAAUCUCAGGACUGCACGGCGUUAUGUGUUUUACACGUAAAAGCUUUCCCGGCGGAAAGGUAACCUGGCGACUCGGUGACAGAGAGGUGAAAACGGCGAUUACUUUGCAUAUCUAUAACGACGACGGAACUAUAGCGACGUACAGCACACUGACGGACAUAUUCACCAGUGCUGACGACGGCGAAACGCUAACCUGCCACGUUGACAUCCACGAAUUAUUUCAGCCGCUGUCGGUCGAGCUGCAGCUUGAUGUUCAGUACAUGGGUGAAGUGAGAGUGAGCGGCGGCGAUGAGAGGGGUAACGUAACUCUCGAGCCCGGCAACCCGCUGCGGCUGCUCUGCACUGCGAACGGAAACCCAGCGCCAUAUUUCUCCUGGCUGCACAAUAAGACGCUGGCCGUUGGAAACGGUAGCAGUAGCUACGAGAAAGAAUCGGUAGGCUUUGACGACACGGGCGUCUACGAGUGCGCGGCUCGAAACAACGCCGGUGUUUUUAUUUCGAAUGAAGUGGCUGUGUCCGUCAUUGCGUCGGAUAGCCUGGAUAUUGGCCGCAUCAUAGCCUACGUCAUAUUCAGCUUAUUUAUCCUUAUUGCCCUCAUCGACGUUGUCGCCAUUUGCAUGCGAAAGAGAGCCAAGGCACGGGCAAGUACUGAGCCAGAAGAGGGUACCACGGACGACGAUAACAGCAUUGUAAUCGCCUAA
This is a messenger RNA of Priapulus caudatus, 1299 nucleotides long. RefSeq names its product hemicentin-1-like. Bases 1 to 1299 code for a protein of 432 amino acids. Lineage: Eukaryota; Metazoa; Priapulida; Priapulimorpha; Priapulimorphida; Priapulidae. The transcript is spliced from 3 exons. The record is from RefSeq and is a predicted model, not a curated record.